AAUCCACUUAAAGUUACAUUUCCUCUAUUAACAACAAGUUUGAAGAGCUCCUGCAUAGUGCUAUUAUUAAUUUAAAACCAUCUUUAUGGAUUCUACAAUGAAAUAAAAUUCCCAUGCCUCCGGCAAGGCCCACACAAACAUUUAGCUGUCUAGAUUCAGGAACUGUUUGAGAAAGCUAGUGAAUCAUAAUAUUCUUGCCAAGUCAAGUUCAGCUGAUAACUAAAGAAAUCAUGGACUCUGAUCAAUCACUCCAAAAUUACCAGCCACCAACUACAGGGUAUGCACCUGCUCCACAAAACUUCAAAAAUGAGGAUCCACUCCCUGAUAAACCUCAGGAUGGUUAUGGAUACACUCCUAUCUCUGAGCCUCAAAAACAGACAAACAACAGUGCUAUUGUUGUCAUUUCUCAGCCAACUCCUACAAUUGCUACUAGAUCUGUCAUCAGUCGUGAUCUUGAUGAUAGUCAUCUGAGACUUUCUAUUAUCUGCAUUAUUCUUAGCUGCUUUUGUGGUACCUGGCCUGUUGUGUUCCUCUUUUCUGUUCCAGCCUUCAUUUUCUCUCUCUUGGCUCGUCAUGCUGAAGCUCGUGGGAACAUUCGCUGGGUUCAGAUUUAUUCUUGCCUCGCACUUGGUUGCAAUAUUGUUGGACUAGUCUCUGGUGUUAUUUUAAUUUUGACUGUUAUUAUUCUAAUUAUUGUAUGGUAACAUGAUUCCAGUACAUGCUCUAUUCAUUUUAGCUAUUACAAUUUUUAAUCAAAAAUUUUAAAUACCAUAUUAUUUUGUUAGUUUUUAUACUAGGCUAGGUCAAUUGUUCUCUGUAAAAUCAA
Molecule: messenger RNA, 826 nt
Organism: Amphimedon queenslandica
Lineage: Eukaryota; Metazoa; Porifera; Demospongiae; Haplosclerida; Niphatidae
Product: tumor suppressor candidate 5 homolog
Exons: 6
Coding region: 231-704 (157 amino acids)
Source: RefSeq, a predicted model, not a curated record